Megalobrama amblycephala (Wuchang bream) is the source of this 1749-nucleotide messenger RNA. RefSeq names its product general transcription factor IIIAa (gene gtf3aa). The record is from RefSeq and is a predicted model, not a curated record. Bases 72 to 1259 code for a protein of 395 amino acids. Lineage: Eukaryota; Metazoa; Chordata; Actinopteri; Cypriniformes; Xenocyprididae. The transcript is spliced from 9 exons. Gene Ontology annotation, cellular component: nucleus.
UUGUUGUGACGUCAGACGUUUCGUUGACGGUCAAAAUGAAGGCGCACACGUGCUAGCUUAUAGCUGAACAUAUGAGAAUGCAUGAAAAUAAUAAUAAUCCCAGCGUAACAUUUAUUUGUUCCUUUCCUGACUGUCAAGCGUCAUAUAACAAAGAAUGGAAACUUGAAGCGCAUCUCUGCAAACACACAGGGAAGCGGCCCUUUAAGUGCGAGUAUAACGAAUGCAGCAAAUCUUUCUGCACGAAAUAUCACCUUGCUCGUCACACGCUGACACAUACCGGCGAGAGACCUUACAUAUGCACGGAGGACGGAUGCCAAGAAGGAUUCACCACAAACACCAACCUGAAGAAACAUAUUUCACGUAUUCACAGACAUGAGACAAAACAGUACAUAUGUACAUUUGAAGGAUGUGGCAAAGCAUUCAAGAAGAAUAACCAGCUGAAAACCCAUGAGUGUUCACACACCCAGCUGCUACCGUUAUUGUGCUCACAUGAAGGCUGCGGGAGACGUUUUUCACAGCGUGGUCACCUGAAGCGCCAUGAGAAGGUACACAAGGGCUAUUCUUGCACAGCUGAGGGCUGCUCAUUUGUGGCCAAGACCUGGACAGAGAUGACAAACCACAGCAAAGUUCAUAUAGUCAGGGUACAGUGUGAUCAGUGUAAGAAAACAUUCAGGGAUAGCUGGUUCCUGAAGCAGCAUCAACAUGUCCACUCUAAAGAGCGAAUGGUGUUCCACUGCCCCAGAGAUGGAUGUACCCGUUCAUACACCACUGCGUUCAACCUGCAGAGUCACAUCCUGUCCUUCCAUGAACAGCAGCGCUCCUUCAUCUGUACUCAUCCUGGCUGUGGAAAGUCCUUUUCCAUGAAGCAAAGUUUACAGCGCCAUGGCGUGGUUCAUGAUCCUGAAAAGAAACAGCUGAAGCCCCGCCCAAAACGUUCCCUGGCAUCCCGUCUGAGUGGCCACAAACCAAAAAAGAAACGUCAAGCAAAAACUUCAAAUACAGAUGAAUCUUCAAUUCCUCAUUUAAGCCAAUCAGAGACUACCUCAAGUCCUCAAUCAGUAGGUCAGCUGCAAUCAUUCAGCUCUGAAAGUAUUACAAUCCUAAAAGCAGACAUCCCAGAAACCCCCCACAGUUUAAAAAGUUCUGAUUUAGAGACCAUUAAAUCUGAAAGUGUUGUCAGCAAAGCAAAAUCCAUUUAUUCUGAGCUCAACAACACUGCAAAUCCAGUGGUCCACCUUUUAGAACCCCUCUUAUUGUAGAGUCCAGUGAACCCAAAAGUUAAUUUCACCCCACAGGACACAACUUGUUCCAAAAUAUGCAACCGUUGCAGAGAUUUUUAUUGUUGCUUUAAGUCUUUUGGCUCCUCUGUAGAGGAGGUAUCAGGAGAUGUUGGUGUCUCAAAGUCAGGUUUUAAAUUCUUGUUCGAAGUCUCUGCUUCCUUCUUCUGCAGCUCUUUAGCGGUAGCAAGCCGAAGGACGCACAUGGCAGCACGACCCCCACGAACCACAGAGGGUUUUGAUACAAAGCCAACCGGCACUGAUAUCCUCUCCACCAUCUGAGUUAAGACUUUGUCCUGUUUAGGGAAAAAAAAAAAAGAAAAUCAUAAUCUAGGUACCUGUGGGGUUUUUUUGUACCUGUAAUUUUCAAAGCAUGUUAGGUUAAUAUUAAAAGCAAAUGUAACUGUUUUAUUGUUUGUGAAUUUAAGUUUAUACAAUGAAUUUAUGUAUAAAUAAACUAAUUAUGUGAUCA